AUGAUGAGCAGCAUGCCUCUCUCAGCUUGCAGUACGUUCAGCGUCGCGCACCCGCUGCACUGCGGGUCAGCGACGUCAUUCCGCCAGCUGCCGACCGUCAACACGUUCCUGUUGACGCCCGUGCUGUCUCCUUUGCACUUGGCCUCGCCUACCAUCUCUCCGACCAAGACGCGCACCCAGCCUGGAGCCAGUCCCAACAAAAAGGUCCGCAAGAGCCGCGUCGUCUUUGACUUCACCACGGAAGAGAUGGCCCAGUACUUCCACAUGUCGCAACGUGAGGCCGCACAACAGCUUGGCGUCGCCACAGUCACCAUCAAGCGCAACUGCCGACGCCUCGGCAUCGUCUGGCCUUACCGUCUCAUGAAGUCCAAGAAACACGCCAUCAACUGGUCGGCCAUCUCGCGGGAGGACGCCCAGCGCAUCCGCCAGGAGCGGGCACUGGAACAAGCCAAGGCCGGCCGCUCGCCUUCUUGUCGCAGUCGCUCAGCGUCCGUUUCUAGUUCAACUACUGCUUCGGAAGAUGAGACUGUCACAAAGGCCAGGACGACUCUACAACGUGACGGCAGGCAGGGCGCCACAGUUGAACUCACCGAAGCUGGUCGCGUCUUUGCACGGCUGCCGCGGGACUGCAUGGACGCCUACGAGUAG
Messenger RNA from Peronospora matthiolae, 648 nucleotides. The record is from the annotation of a GenBank genome assembly. NCBI's taxonomy places the organism in Eukaryota, Oomycota, Peronosporomycetes, Peronosporales, Peronosporaceae.